Molecule: messenger RNA, 2982 nt
Organism: Entamoeba nuttalli P19
Lineage: Eukaryota; Evosea; Mastigamoebida; Endamoebidae
Exons: 3
Coding region: 1-2982 (993 amino acids)
Biological process (GO): mRNA export from nucleus; mRNA processing
Cellular component (GO): THO complex part of transcription export complex
Molecular function (GO): mRNA binding
Source: RefSeq, a predicted model, not a curated record
AUGGAAGAAAUCUCUUUUAAAGACACUGUCAAAGAAACCCUUAAUAAACUUGUAAACGAUCAGUGCACAGAAGAAGAUGCAUUUUUAAAAAUACAUGAAUCAGCUUUCUUACAUAAUAAAGGAAUAAUAGAAAUUUUUAAAGUACUUUUUGAAAGUGGAAAUAAAUGUGCAUCACUUAAACAUUUUAAUAACUUAUGUCUCCGUUUUCAUUUCUUUCAGUCAAUAUUAAAUAAAGUUAUUGUCAAUAGUGAUGGUAUAAAAAAAAGUGAAAAUGUUUUGGUUCAUUUUGUAAAAACAGAUUUUAUUGAUAUUCCUUCAUUUCAGUCAUUAAUUGAAAAUACAAUUAAACAAUCAAAAGAUGUUGAUAAAAUCUUCGAAACUAUUAUGUUAAGUAAAGAUUGUGAUGCCAUGAAAAAGGUAGAUAUAUUUCAUGUCAUUUCAUCAAUUAACGAAAGUAUUUCAGUAUCUCAAAAAAUGGUUUCUUUAUUUAUUAAUUCAUUAAAUGAAAUUAAAGAUGAAAAUAAAAUCACUGAGAUUGUUAUUAAAUCUCAACGGUUUUUAACUUCUGAUAAACAAGGAAAAGAUUUCCUUGCUGUUCAUCCAAAUAUCCAUAAAAAGGUAAUAUUUAAUAUACUCCUUGGAUUAAAUUCUCCUACUACUUCAAUGGCAUGUAAUACUCUAGUAAGUCAAAAAGAAUUAUUUUAUAAAUUUGAUAAAACACAACGAACCGAAAUAUUCUCAUUAUUUUACAAUGAUUCAGUAAAACCUGAACUUAAGAAAAUAGAUCCAAAAUCAAAAUUAACUUCAGUUAUGUCAAACUUUAAAAAAGACAAAAAUCAGUUUUUUGAAAUGCUUAAUAAUCGUCCUUUUACUUUAAUUGAAGAGGCACUUGAGAUUGCUAAAUCUUCUCCAAAAGAAAUUCCAAAUUUAACUUCAUUAUUUAUAAAGAGUCCAGUAUUAUUAAAAAUGUAUUUAGUUAAUCGAUUACGUUCAAUUUAUGAAAAAGAAGGAGAUUUAAAUGAAAAUUGCAUUAAAUUUACAUUUUCAUUAUCUCCCAUUUGUGACAGUUAUUAUUUCCAGGAUUGUGUUGAUUUUAUUUUAGAAUUACUUACAAAAGAUAAGUUAUUGGCUCUUCGUGUUAUUGAGUCAUUGACAAUAUCCUUAAGAGAUUUUGUUGAGAUUACAAAAAAAGAUUCUGUUUCAUUUGUAUCGAGUAUUGAGCCAAUUCAUUUUUUUGUUAAUCAAAAAUUAAAUGAUCAAGAAGAUUAUAUCAUCUCAAAAAAAGGGUUUUGGAACAUACUUAAGAAAGAAAAAUGUGUUUUUAAGAUUGGAUUCUUUUUAAGUGAAAUGAAAUUGAGAUGUCAUGAAAUGUUUCAAUGGAAUGAAGAUGAGUAUGAUCAAAUUUGUUUAACUAUUCAAAAAUAUUUUGAAAUUAUUGAUUCAGUUCUUUUUACAGAAGAAUUAAAAAAUUAUUUCGUUAAUGCUUCAUGUGAAUUUGAUUAUUUUGUUAUGACUCGAGAUAAUUCUGUCUUCUGGAAAAUGGCUAGAAUUAUUGUUCCAUUAUGCAGUGAUUGGGAACAAUGGAAGUCUUUUUCUAUUACAAAUAAUAUAUCGUUUAGGAAAUCUGAACUUAUUUCAAAACAAAAAGAUAUUGUUGCUGAAAUCAAAACUCGAGAAAGUGAUCUAUUCAACACAGUCUUUUGGUUACUUGACCUUGAAGAUAUUUUUUGUCCUGACAAAUUAUAUAAUGAUAUUUCUGAUGAAAUAACAAGACAUUAUGAAAAAGAUAUAAAAAGAAAUAAUAUUAUACCAUUAAUUAAAAAACAUAAGGAGUGGGUUCGAGGUAUGAUCAGACAAUUAAAAUUUACUGACUUUAAAAAGGAAAAACUUUAUUAUAUUCCAAAUAAGUUUAUGAUUCAAUGUUUAAUACCUAGAAUUAAAAUAAGUAUAAAGGAUGCUAUGUAUUGUGCCAAAUUUAUAUUACAAAUUUUUGAGAAUGAUAUUGAAGGAGUUUCAUUAAUGUUUUUAUUAAAUAUUGUUGCUAUGUAUUUAAUUGGAAGUUGUGUUACAAUGACAACAAAAGAAACAUAUAAUGUAGGAAUAUUCCUUAACAUUUUAUUAAAACAAUUAAAAGAAUGGAAUAGUCAAGAGAAAUAUAAUUCAAAUGUAAGGGGAAAGAAAGGGUUCAACUCAACUACUAUUGUUGAAUAUUCAGGGUUUCAAGUUGUAUAUAAUAAAUGGACUGGAUUAAUCACUAAAGAAUUAAUUAUAAUGUUAAGUUCAACAGAAGAGUCCAAUGUUAAUAAGGCUAUUAAAUUAUACAAUACAAUUUCUUCUUCAUUACCUGAAAAUAUUUUUUUGAAAGGGAUGGUAAAAGUAUUAUCAUCUAAGAAAGAAAGACAAAAUGAAAAAAGUUCACAUGAUUCUGAUAGAAAAGUUUCAGAGGAAAAUAAAUAUUUGUGUAGUUAUAUGAUUCAAAACAUUGGUAAAUAUCAAAUUCAACCAAAAGAAAUGAAAGAAUUAUUAAAUGAAUUCAAAACUAAAACAGAAGUUAUGAAAGAAAAAGCAAUUAAAAUCAAAGUUGGAAUUAUUAAUGAAAUGAAAACGAAACGAAAUGAAUUAAUGAAAGAAGUUUGGGAGAAAAAGAAAGAAGAAUUAAAAGGAGGUAUAGAAAAGAUUAAGAAAGAAAGAGAAGAACAAGAAAAGAGAGCCUUUGAAGUAUUAAGUCAAGGGUUAGUCGAAAAAGCUGGACAAGUAAAUAGGACAGAUAAAAAAAGUAAUAAAGAAGAAGAAAUAAAAGAAGAUAAGUCAGAAAGAAGAAAACACCAUCAACACAGAGAUUAUUCAAGGAGUGAAAGAAGACAUCAUUCAAGAGAAAGAAGAGAUAGGUCAUAUAGUAGAAGUAGAAGCUCAAGUAGAAGAAGAAGAGAUAGUUCUAAAAAGAAUAGCCGUAGUUAUAAAGAACGAGAAUAUCGUAAUUAA